AUGCCCAAUCCAUAUUCUCUGAAAAAUAAUCUGCAGAGGCCAAUUACAGAAACAAAGGAAACUGCUGAGAUAUCUCAACGACUAAGGACAUUAAGAGAAAAGGAGUUGGCACCCCUAGAAGAGGUAAAUGAUUCUAUCAUUAACAAGAAAGCAAGUAACACAGUCAUUUAGGAACAAGGUCUCACCAUGGGCCUAUCACUUAUAGUAAAAUGAUUUGGUAAUGUGAAUGUUAAGAGUACAGUCACUGAGCUCUCUUUCAAACAUCAGUAUAUGUUUAUAAAAUGAUUAAUUUUUUAGUUGUUGUGUAUUGGAAAUAUAGCCCAUGCUCCCCCUUCCAUCAAGAUCACUCUGCUGAGGAAGUUGGACAACUCGGCCUAAUGAACAAUUCGGCCUAAUGAACAACUCGGCCUAAUGAACAACUCGGCCUAAUGAACAACUCGGCCUAAAGAACAACUCGGCCUAAUGAACAACUCGGCCGAAUGAACAACUCAGCCCAAUGAACAACUUGGCCCACUGAACAACUUGGCCCACUGAACAACUCAACCCAUACCUUCUUGGCACCAGGGGCGGCGCUAACCCUCUUCGAGUGGGAGGGGGGGGGUGAGUGAUCUUUUGCCGACUGUUGUUUGGUAAUUUUGCCGAGUCAUUAGCCUAUAGUGAGGGUCCUGAAGGGGGGGGGGGUCCCAACCCCAUUUUCCACCUGAAAUUUUGGCAAAAUCCCAGUCCCAGUUGGAUUUUUAUUAGAAAUCCCAGUCCGAGUUAUUGAAAUCCCAGUCAAUAAAAAACCCUUUAUUUAUCGGUAGAAUAAACAGUUUUAAGACCUUUUAAGCCACCGUGUGUGCAAGUGGCGGACAUUUUAUGAAAUAUUGGGGGGGGGGAGGCUCGUGCCGAAGGCACGGAAAAUUUUUAAAUUUGAAUCCCGGAAAUGGCAUUUGCAUCAUUCUGAGACACGCAUAAUCAGAAAACCCAAAAUUCCUGUCGGCAUCCAUUUUGCAGCCCUCGAAAAGUCAAAAUCUCGGCAUUUCUUAAAAUCUGUUCCACGUCUUGGAGCACUAUUAAUCACGCAUUUACGAAUCAUUGAAAUCGGAAUAUAACUGGAACGUUACCUCCAGCCGGAAAAUUCAAAAGUUGGAGCCAAAUUUUAACUCCAGACGCGCGAAAUUUGAUCUUCAAACAUCUAACGUAUAUACACAAUACACAAUACCCGUCAGUUUUUAAACCUUACACCGUAAAAAACUUGCAUUGCUGCAUGUGUGGUUUCUUUGAUGCAUGCUAUUCGUGAUAUUCGGUUUGAAUUCAAUUAUUCAGGAGGUCAAUUUUGGUUUCUUCAGUGGUUAUCUUUAGCCAAUCCAGUUUUGCCGACUGAGAUAACAAUUUGCCGAUUAGCUGACGAGUGGGGGGUGUUCCACCCCCCAACACCCCCCUGUAGCGCCGCCCCUGCUUGGCACAAUUGUUAACUACUGUUUGAUAUAUUAGGAAAGAUAAUAUUUUAUAAAAACUAGCACUAACCCAAUACAGCCAUUUGCAGUAAAUUAGGCAUACAGAUGAGUAAAGUUUGAGAACAUUCAGUUUCACUUAAUUUGAUUAAAAAAUCUAUCAAAGUUUCAAAUUCUCAAUCUGUCCGUUUUGAUACUAAAUUACUGAUCAAUCAAAUUUCUCUCAAAAUUUGCAGAUAGAACCCAGUCAUGGCUCAUCGUAGGUUGUUUAGUGGUUAGAUUAGUCAGUUUACAAGCAGGGAGAGUUGGUCCUUGAAGGUGGGCCAAGUUGACUGUAAAGCCUCUGCUGGCAUGCAUGACCAUACAAAACAAGCUUGCGAAUCAGCUAAUCUUUUCCUUUCAGAUUUAUACAGGACCAUAUCAACCGCCUGCUGUUCGUGACAUUCGACAUGAUGACAACUAUCUUGAAGCACUUUCCCCUGGAGUGUUUGUGGCAGUAUAUAUUAGCAAUUACAAGAAGAAACCAGUCACUGGAAAGGUAACUACAGCCUGGCAACCACUUAUGGUUAAGAGCAAAGAAGGACAAAUACCUUGGAAUGACACUCUCCCAAAACAGUCAGUGAUUGUAUGUUCAUUUGAACUUGAUGAGAAGAACUAUCUCUUUGAAAAUACCCGGAAGUUUAUAAAACGGUGGUAUCGUGAGGAAGCCAAAAGG
Molecule: messenger RNA, 2151 nt
Organism: Paramuricea clavata
Lineage: Eukaryota; Metazoa; Cnidaria; Anthozoa; Malacalcyonacea; Plexauridae
Source: the annotation of a GenBank genome assembly